AUUGCUUCGGGAGAAAGAAGGUGAAGUUGUAAGUCUGCCUUUAGCGCGCAGAAAUAACAGUGCUGAUAUUGUUCGCAAUCCUAUUUCUGCAAGACAUUACGUUGAAUUUUAAGAAAUUAACGAUACGGUAUGGCGACGCCAAACUCCUAUAUACAAGACGAUACAGGUACAUACAUUCCCGCAACUCAAAGACCCGAUGGUUCCUGGCGAAAAGCAAGAAGAGUGAAAGAUGGUUAUAUUCCUCAGGAUGAAAUGCCACUGUAUGAAAGCAAAGGAAAGCAGUGGGCUAAAAAUCGCCCCACUUUGCCUAUUGGUCUGGAUCCAUGUUAUGCAGUCGCAGAUAGUAGUUCAAAAGGUAAUGUGAAAAAUAAAAUACCUGGACUGACAGAAACUACCAAAAAUGAAUCUACCACAAAAUCAAACAAAAAGAAGAAGAAAAAGAGUGGAAACUCUGAAACAAAUAUAACCAAUCAAAUGGCCAAUUUAGACAUUUCUUCUAAACCUGCUAAUGAAAGCAGGACUGAACCUUCAACUAAUUCCACAGCAAAGUCAUCACAACCGGUAGCUACAGAUCCUGCAAAACGAAUAAGGAAUCUUAAAAAGAAAUUAAGAGACAUAAAUGCUCUAAAACAGAAAGUUGAUUCUGGGGAACUUAAGAAUCCUGAAAAAGACCAACUGGAAAAAAUUGCGCGGAAAGAAGAAAUUGAAGCAGAAAUAGAAGAAUUGGAGUUAGAAUUAGCUGAUGUGUAGAAGGAACUAAUCAUGUUUUUUAGGACACACACAAAAAAAGUGUUCUUUUGCUAUACUUGUUAUACCUAAAAUUAUAUCAUCUAAAAUGUUUUGACUAUUGAAUAUUUCUUGUUCUUCAAGUGUCCUCAUUCUCACUUUAAAUUCAUAUAAUGUGUCACUUUCAGAAUUGAUUCGAUUCACUCUACCAAAACAGUGUUACAGAGUUAUAUAUUUGUUUUAAUGUCUAGGAUAUUAAAACUUGUUUUUAAAAAUGAAAAGGUUUCCUUUUAUUUAUAUAUACAGAUAAUUUGUUACUGUUAAAGUGUAUUAUUGUUAUUUUGAAAAAUACGUUGUUACUUCAUGAAAUAAUGUAUGACGUCAAGUAAAGUGUGUAAAUUAAUAAUUCCACAUAUUAGGUGGUUAUUCUAAAAAGUAACUGAUAAUGAAUAGCUAAAUUGUAAAAUGAAAACAUACCUUUUAUAGUUAUUGGUUUUCAUUUAUAUUGCAAGUAAACAUUGAUAGCCCAUAUAUUAAGAGGUGAAGAUACUGUACUACAUUGCACAUCAAUAGUUUUCGACAUAACUUAGAACUUAUCUUCCCUAUUUAUAGUUUAAUUAUUCACACAUUAAAAAAUAUUUUUGAGUUGAAGGAAGCAAAAUUACUAAAUAAAGUUCUUUUGAGCAAUUAGUAAUUUUUAAGAAAUACAACUUUAAUUAUUUUUCUUGUAUUCUGUACUGUUUUAUAAAGAUUUAUUUAACUGCAGUCAAAAACUUAAAAAAAUCAUAAAUGACCAAGGUUAAAAUAAAUACAGUUAUAGAUUUGUAUUUUCAUAUUUAUGGAAAAGUUAAUAGUAUUUUUAAUUAGUUCUGCAUUUAUCAUUAGAUACAUUUUUCAUGAAAAUGUAUUUACUUUCUCGCGUGCACACACACAAAUUCUGCUAUGAAAAAAAAAUGUUAACUUGCUUUUAACAGCAAGAAAACGAUUUGUUUCAAAUUCAAGAAUGAAUACACUUUGUUUUUAUAAAUGUGCAACAACAGAAAUGGCUGCUUUUCUGAAUUAUUGUACUCAUUUAAAAUUCAUCUGUAUUUAAAAAAAAAUUGCGAUUUCUCACUAUGUUUUUCCUGAAGAUUUAAAGUUUUAAAAGUAAUAAUGUCUUAUUUUUUAUAAAUUUUUAUCUCCUGGUUAAAAUUAAAUGGUGAUUUAAGUACAUAAAAAAAAUUGGGGUUCAGCUAUACUUAUGCAUGUGUCAUUUCCUGUAUAUAAGUAAACAAUUUUUAAAUGACAUUUAUUUGAUGAAAAUUGAAGCCUUUCAUUAUCUUUCUGUUUUGAAGAAAGAUAAAGAAACUUUCAUUUGUAACUUAAAUAGUAUAAAGUACUUCAGAAAUAAUUAAGACAGGCAUUUAAAUACACUAUUAUAGAACUACAAUUUUUGAAAUACUAAAUUACUACUUUUUAUGCUGAUAAAAUUAUUUGCUAUAUUUCUAAAUUUUGUAAAUCAGUGAUUUUAUAAUUGUAAAUGAUAAGCUUUCCUUUUUUUCUGGAGAUACAUAUUGCUUUUUCAAAAUUCAGCGUUCAUGCCAAAAGAUGUUGACAGUAUUCUAAACAGUGUGAUAUUUUCCUCUCAUGGAAUUUAAGUUCCCAUUCCGUUGGAGUAAGAUCCUAUUACUUUAUCCAUCAGAAUGAAUAAUUCUGCUCUAUAUUUUAAUUAUUUAUCAAUUGCCUUUUUAUCAAAUACCAACUAUAGAUGUGCCAUUAAAGGGCUAAUUUUAUAAUAUUGGGCCCUGAAUUGGUUUUUAUAAAAGAUUAUUUUUGUGUCCUGGAGAAUCACAUAGAGGUAAUGUCUAUACCAUUGUAAUGCUUAGCUUCAGAAUUCUCUAUGAUUAUGGGUCUCUGGCAUUUUGCUACCCUAUUUACGCUGGAGAAAUUAAUAACAAAAAACUGGCUUGUUGUUUUACACUUUAAUGGGUUUCUAAUUUGCAAAAUUAUAAAUUAAAUAACCCAAUACAAGUAACCCUUUAAAUGACUUCAUCUAUUUCAUUAAAGAGUUUCGUUGUUUAGGAAAUUCUGUAUUCUUUAUUUUAACUGUAACAUAUGCAAGAAUAUAUUCCUUUAAAAAGUGCACAGUAACAGUUAAAAUUUAAAGCACAAAAAUUUUAUUGUAUGGCAUUUCAAAUAGCAAAUAUAUUAUCUCAUGUUAAAAUAUUCAGAAAUUACAUCCCCCUUUUUUUGUAUACUCUUUUAUGAUAUUGGAUAUUAAAGUGUAUGGCAGGAUUUGAAAAUUUUUCAUUCAAUUAUUAUGUAUUGUUGUGCUGUAUUUUGUU
Molecule: messenger RNA, 3050 nt
Organism: Argiope bruennichi
Lineage: Eukaryota; Metazoa; Arthropoda; Arachnida; Araneae; Araneidae
Gene: Pym
Product: partner of Y14 and mago-like
Exons: 3
Coding region: 130-750 (206 amino acids)
Biological process (GO): exon-exon junction complex disassembly
Cellular component (GO): cytoplasm; exon-exon junction complex
Molecular function (GO): RNA binding
Source: RefSeq, a predicted model, not a curated record